AUGGAGAGAUCCGGGAGAAGAAAGAAGAAAGCGUCAUCUGCAUCCACAUCAGUACCGACACCCAUAUCCACGAAGUCAACAUCAUCAUCGAAGCUCGCAUCAGGCAAAUCGAAGGUUUCCACGCCAGCCUCACCCACAAAUUUGAAAGUGUCAAAGUACCCUGCACCCGUCUUGAAGAGCGUUCCAAAGUCUACUAUGAAAAAGACGACUACAAAACCAUCAACCAAGAAGAAGACAACUUUCAUCGACCCAGACGAGAAACCGGCGGCGUGUGGCAAACAAAUCCCGGUCUCCCCGCGCCAAAUGAAGGACGUGAUAGCGGCAGACGCUUAA
This is a messenger RNA of Penicillium manginii, 333 nucleotides long. RefSeq lists its product as uncharacterized. The transcript has a single exon. Lineage: Eukaryota; Fungi; Ascomycota; Eurotiomycetes; Eurotiales; Aspergillaceae. Bases 1 to 333 code for a protein of 110 amino acids. The record is from RefSeq and is a predicted model, not a curated record.